Paramecium octaurelia is the source of this 1096-nucleotide messenger RNA. The record is from the annotation of a GenBank genome assembly. NCBI's taxonomy places the organism in Eukaryota, Ciliophora, Oligohymenophorea, Peniculida, Parameciidae.
AUGAAAAUAAUUAUCAAAACCUUAAGUGGGUAAACUUUUGAACUUGAAGUACAGCCAACAGAUUCAGUAACUCUGAUUUUCAAAUUAGGUUCUAAAUAUCAAAGAAAAAAUUGAAAAGGUUAAAUUAUUCGAAAUCGCAUAAUAAAAACUUUUAAGAAAAGGAACUCUUUUAGUUGAUGAUUAAACUGUUGGAGAUUUGGGAAUUUAAGAGAAAGACUUUCUUGUUGUAAUGGUCAACGUGAAAGUAAUUCAUUCUAUUUUAUUGAGUAGAAAGGUCCUCCUCAACAAUAACCUGUUUAAUAAUAGGUUCAAUAGCCCCCUUAACAACCACAACAGGUUUAACCUUAGCAACCUAUUGAAGUGCCAAAACCACUAAAUAACCCAACUUCUACUAAUAUGGUUAUUGGUUCAGAGUAUGAUUAAGCCAUCCAAAAUUUGAUUUAAAUGGGAUUUGCUAAAUCUGAAUGUGAAGCAGCUAUGAAGGCUGCAUUUAAUAAUCAGAAUAGAGCUAUUGAAUACUUAUUAAAUGUAAUGAAAUAAUUUGCGAUAAAAGGGUAUACCUGUAGUUGAUCAACCUCCUCCGCAGCCAGCUUUGAAUACCAAUUAGGUAGACUAAAAUACAUUGCAAUUGUUGAGAGAAUAAUUUAUGUAAAAUCCAUAAGCAGUUCUUGAGUCACUACAAUAAUUGUAAUAAACAAACCCAUAAUUAUAUUAAGUAAAAAAUAAUUAUAUUUGAAUUAGUAAAUAUAAUAAAAUCCUGAAACUUUAAUCUAGUUGCUGAUGGGAGCUGGUUAGGGUGAAGGAGAUGAGAUCGAAACAGAAAUUACAUAAGAAGAAGAAUAACAACUCAAUUAAUUGAUGAUGAUGGGGUUCUCAAAGGAAGAUGCAUAAGAAGGAUUUUUGGCUUGUGAUAAAAAUGUAGAGACAGCAGCUUCCUAUUUAUUUGAAAAACAAGCAAGAGGGGAUUUGUUAAGUAAAAAUUAAAUACAUUUGAGGCCAACACUAUGAAAGAGAGGAGAAUAAUCCUGAAAACUAUAAUGAUGAAGGAUAUGAAGGUGAGGAAGAUGAUCAAGAUGAUGAUGAUUAAUAUUAUUGA